This is a messenger RNA of Exserohilum turcica Et28A, 515 nucleotides long. RefSeq lists its product as uncharacterized. The coding region runs from base 116 to 385 and encodes 89 amino acids. The record is from RefSeq and is a predicted model, not a curated record. The transcript has a single exon. Lineage: Eukaryota; Fungi; Ascomycota; Dothideomycetes; Pleosporales; Pleosporaceae.
GGCGCUGGCAGCUGUCGAGCCAACGCAUCAAUUUGACAACACUUAGCAUGCCCGUCCGGCAGACUACCCAUGCAUGUACACCUCGACACGCCCGCUGCUUUAACUGCCCAUUGCCAUGGCCAUCGCCCGCGCCUGCUCGCCCGCGCUGCCCUUAGCUGCCCAUGGCCGCCCGUCAUCGACGGCACUGCGUCCACAGUCGCAACUUUUUGCCAUUGCACGCCAAUUCGCUCCGCCGAACCUUUUGUGCCGACACGAGCUGAGCCCACGCUCCACUAGUUUCCUGCUCCGGCCAAUUGGCAUGGCAACUACUCAGCAUUGCCCCGAGGUAUCGUGGAUCGCCUGCCGCCCACGCUCAAGGGGCCGCCAUCCAGCCCAGUCUAAAUGACGCUCAACCCUCCGGCUCCAGCGGAAGCUGGCCUCAGUGGAUGUGAUAUUAUGCAGCUUUAUCAUCACAGGGGCGGGGUUGCGGCCAUCAGUCGGCAUCGAGGGGUCAGAGCCACGCCCCGUAGACCCGC